Messenger RNA from Leptonychotes weddellii (Weddell seal), 5956 nucleotides. RefSeq names its product opioid growth factor receptor like 1 (gene OGFRL1). Lineage: Eukaryota; Metazoa; Chordata; Mammalia; Carnivora; Phocidae. The record is from RefSeq and is a predicted model, not a curated record. Gene Ontology annotation, cellular component: membrane. Gene Ontology annotation, molecular function: opioid growth factor receptor activity.
GCGGGCGGGCCGAGGCUGCCGCCCAGCGCCUUCCCGAGGCCAUGCCCGGGCCCUAGGGUGCCUGCCGCAGCCCGCGCCAAGCGCCCCGUCCCGCAGCCCCGUAGCCCCGCGCCCGCCGCCGCCUCUUCAAUGGGCAACCUGCUCGGCGGGGUCAGCUUCCGCGAGCCCACCACCGUGGAGGACUGCGACUCCACCUGGCAGACGGACUCGGAGCCCGAGCCCGAGGAGCCGGGGCCGGGCGGCGGCGGCGAGGGCCCGGGGCAGGAGCCCGAGCAGCCCGCGCAGCCCCCGGAGCGAGUCGGCGGGCGGCCCCGCGCCGGCACCGCACCGGACGAAGACGCCGAGGCGGCGGGCGCCGAGCAGGGUGGUGAUGCCACUGAAGCAACUGCCAAACCAAAGAGAAGCUUUUAUGCUGCGAGGGAUCUGUACAAAUAUCGACAUCAGUACCCAAACUUCAAAGAUAUCCGAUAUCAAAAUGACUUGAGCAAUCUUCGUUUUUAUAAGAAUAAAAUUCCAUUUAAGCCAGAUGGUGUUUACAUUGAAGAAGUUCUAAAUAAGUGGAAAGGAGAUUAUGAAAAGCUGGAGCACAACCACACUUAUAUUCAAUGGCUUUUCCCCCUGAGAGAACAAGGCUUGAACUUUUAUGCUAAAGAAUUAACUACAUAUGAAAUUGAGGAAUUCAAAAAAACAAAAGAAGCAAUUAAAAGAUUCCUCCUGGCCUAUAAGAUGAUGUUAGAAUUUUUUGGAAUAAAACUGGUUGAUAAAACUGGAAAUGUUGCUCGGGCCGUUAACUGGCAGGAAAGGUUUCAGCAUCUGAAUGAGUCCCAGCACAACUAUUUACGAAUCACUCGUAUUCUUAAAAGCCUCGGUGAGCUUGGAUAUGAAAGUUUUAAAUCUCCUCUUGUAAAAUUUAUUCUUCAUGAAGCUCUUGUGGAAAAUACUAUUCCCAAUAUUAAACAGAGUGCUCUGGAGUAUUUUGUUUAUACGAUUAGAGACAGGAGAGAGAGGAGAAAGCUCCUACGGUUCGCCCAGAAACAUUACACGCCUUCAGAGAAUUUUAUCUGGGGGCCGCCGAGGAAAGAACAGUCAGAAGGAAGCAAAGCCCAGAAAAUGCCUGCCCCUCCCGCCUCUGGUCAUAUCAGUCAAACUUAUAUGCACAAAAAAUCCAAGGACUCCAAAAAUUCCUCCUCAGCUGUUCAUUUAAAUAGCAAAACGGCGGAAGAAAAAAAGGCAGCACCUGGAGGGCCUGGAGAGGAGACAGACAGGCCAGGCGCCGAGCCCAGCAGUGAAGCUACCAAGCCCGGAAACACAGAGGACGGUAAGGCGGAAAAUUCUGACCCGGAAAAAACAGGCACCAAUCCCACAGAGAGGAAGGAGAGUGCAGCUCCCCCUGAGAACGAGGAAGAAGGUCAAACUCCUAACAAAGACUGUGAAGAUCCUGGACCUGCAGGUUCCCCCGGUGAGGGACAAUGACAGUGAAUUACCCGAGAACGCACACCCCAGCGUAGGUAAGGGGGGGGGAGGAACCCUGCAAGGUCUCCUGAAGAACGGAGGUCACAUUGCGAAUUUUAGCCAUCUAUUUGUGAUUUCUGUUGUCAACGUUUUGUUGUUGGUUUUUCAUUUUGGAUGACAAUGAAUUUAAUCUUUAGUAAGAAGUUUUAAGCAAGACCCAAUAAAGGAAUGUAUUCUGUAAUGCUUUUAGGGUGUGACUUUUCAAAUUCUGUCCGUAGUAAUUGCUUUUAAAUUAUUUUCAAUGUAUCUAGAAAUAAUCAUGUAGUAUUUGAUAUAUCAAAUAAAUUCUUUGGGAGAUGCCAGUCUACACGAAUAAAAAGCAAGAGGAUAAAUUUCAUUCUGUUGCCAUGCUUUUGCCCAAUUUAUGGAUUUAUUUCUUAAGCUGGAAAAACAAAUGUGGUCGUUUCAGACUUUUUCGGAAAGUAAUUUGGACUCGUCACUGCAACACCUCCACAUGCUUAUUUUUAAAUUCUGCGUGAAAUUUGUGUUCUCGGGGAGCGAUCAUCUCCCAGCCCAUUUCUUGGCCCCACUGUCCUUUCCUCUUUCCGUCUCUCCGCACUUGCCCUCAUUUGCCAUCUUUGUCAGCCAGCAUGUACUUUUCUAGAGUACGUUCAAGUGAUCCCCUGUACUGAAAUUUAAGUGGAACAGAGGGGGCACUUUCAACUGUACGAUAACCAAGAAUUUGCUUUUUUUUUUAAAUAAUAAAAAUGUUUUUCUAUGUUAGAUGCUUAAGAACCAAUUUUGAUGCAAAAGUCCAAGAAAAGGAUUUUGCUUUUAUGGCUGUUCUAUAUAAAUUUGGUGCUUGUUUCUGAAUGCAAAUGACUAAAGAAUUAAAAAAUAAGGAAAGAAAUUACUAUUUUUAAACAGCAUGCUUCUUACACUGACAACAACGCAGUGGUCCCUAAAUCCUUGACUAUCUCAGUGUUCCAUGGGCUAUGAAAUUAAUAAGAGUGCUUAGUCCAGAGAAUCUUUAAAAAAGAAAACAAUUUGAUGUGUGUCUUAAGUUGUCAAACCUUGAAAUUGAGAAUAGAUUUAAAAUUCCAUAUCCUUAGGUUUAGCAAGCCCUUAAUGUGUUGAUACUGGUGUUAAGAGCAAGUAAUUUUAUUUCCUGUACUACUAUUACUAAUUAAUAUUACAAAUCCGAAAAUAAUCAGAAACGCUGUGGUGGGAACUUCAAAGCAUACAUACAAAUAUAGUUAAAGCAAUUAAUAGAAAAAAAUUUCACUUUCAUUUGUGGAGCGGAGUUGGCUCUUGUGUAUCUCUUGGGCUUUUAGAUUCAUUUAACCCCCCAAGAAUUUUUACUGUGUUCUAUUUGUUAGUUAUAUCAUACUAUCUUCUGUUACCUUUAUGAUCAGGGGAUUUCCGGCAGAGGAUUUCUAGAGACUAUAUGAACGGUAUGCCUUUAGAAAUACUUUAUUGCUUUGAAGUUUACAUGAAACAUCACAGUUGCUCAAACUUGACUUUUUAAAUAUGAAUAUUAUAACCAAGUUGUUUAUCAUACUCCAAUUAAUUUGGAGCGUUUUCUUAUUUUUGGUUCCCGUGAUAUCCCAUUUUUUGCUUUCUAUUGUUUUGUGAAGUGAGCAUAAAGAUUUGGGGAAACAAUUCUGCUUUUGCAUUUCAAUUUCUUUUUUGUAUGGACCCUCUAAUGUGAUGCUUGUAGCAAUGUCCCCAUAGAGCUAAUAAACAGUUUUCCAGGGUUAGACAGUGAGCGUGGUUGUCACAUUGAACCGAACUGUAGGAACGUGAUUAAUUCAAAAUAUCUUACCAAUUUUGAAUUCAUGAUAAAGUGGUCAGACUGCUUUCUAAGUGUAUAAUGUUAAAAAUUUGUGACCAGAUAUUAAAAUAUUAAAAAACAGUGGACAGAGACUAAAAUAAAUGGAUAUAAUCUGAAAUGACUUGGAAACUGUAGUGUAUCAGAGCCCCUACAAGUAAAAACAUUUCAUUCAACAAUUUAACUUUUAGAAUAUUAUUCCUAAUUAGGGUUUUGAUUAGAUUGUGCCAAUUAAUUUGAGAAUAUUUAGUCUCAAGGGAAAACUGCCUGGCUUCCAUUUAAAACAGUGGCCUUUUCCCACUAUGUCAUUUUUAAGAUCCAUAUUCAGAUGUAAUAGUAUGAUUCCUCUAUUUAAUCUGCAAGUAAUUUAUGAGAGAAUUCUUCAGUGGAGAACAAGUGAGGGGAUGUCAUUCCUUCGGCAAAUAAAAAUUAUGAGUGUCUGGAAUUUUUUUUCUAUAAAGAAUACUUUGUACAAUUAAUAGUUUUUUAACUAAGAUCUAUAGAUAUGUAUUUAUGUGGGUCUUAGAUAUGAAACAGCCCUCUGGGUUUGACUGUGAUGUUUUGUAUUUUUAAAAACUACCAUAUGCUUGCAGAAAUUUAUUGAGAAGCUGUUUUAAAAAUGCAGUGAAGCAUGGCCAAAUAGCUAGAAACAUUAUUGAAUCUUUGCAAAUAUAUAGACUUUAUUGUUGUACCUUGGACGGCGAGGAUAUAAACAUUGGCUAUUGAUAAAAUAUUAAAUUGCAUUUCAUGGCAAAUAGAUGUUAUAUCGCUUGGUUAGUCUAGUACAUUUCUAAUAUUUUGUGCUUUCAUAUCUCUAAGGAGAUAAUAUAUGUGAAAGUAUUUUGAAAUACUGUAAAGUGAUAUAUAAUUAUAAGAUAUAUUUCUGUACAGUAGAGAAAACGUUUAUAACAUUAAGAAUAUUGUAUCAUUAUACAGUUUCAUGCUUAAUUUCAUAAGAAACUCAAAAGAAUCAUAAUAGAAGUGAAAAUGUGUCUGCUUUCUCUAAUCAGGUCUAAUUCUCAGUUCAAAAAUUAUUUUGAAUUUUGGUUUUGAGACUACUUUUUUUUCAGCUUCAAGUAGAAAAUAAAAUGUAUAACUCAGGAGUUACUAGAGAAGUUCCAAGAUUUUUUUUGCGAAGUAUUAAAAAUACAAGUAUAUGAAAAUGUCACUUAACAACCAUCGUUUUCAUUAUGCUUCAUAUUUUGUUGUAUAGAAUUACCUACUUUGCUUCUAGCUUUUAUGCUUUAAUCUGAGUGAAAAUAUGAUCUGGCGAAAAAGGAAAAACAGUGCAAAGUUCUAUCUGAGUUGCUCUUUAAAAAACCAUUUUAGUAGGUAAACUUCCAUAUCAAGUGGUCAAAAACUGGUUGAACUGAUAGAGACUAUUUGGUUAAUUGUUUACAGUUAAAUUUCCCAAGUUUAAAAUAGAAUUAUGAUUGAGUUUAUACUCUAUUGAGUAACUAAAUCAACCAGGUUUUUUGUCUUUCUAUAAUUGAGGUUCUUCUAGAAGUUUUAUUUCCUAACCAAAGAGGGACAUUCUUGAUCUUACUUGAAUGUAGUUUCGUCUAUGGGUCUCCCAUGUCUAUUUGGGCUGAGUGGGGAUCCUUUGUUAUAGGAAUGGUUUUGAAGACUUCUAAUUUGUUUCCCACUUAGAGAAUUCCCCUUUGUCUUUUGGGGUAUAUGUGUUAAAUAUAAGGUAGGCUGGAGUUAGAAUUGCUAGAAUCAUUUCAAAUGCAGGUAUGGUUGUAGAGAAUGAUGACAGGUAGUCAUCAUAGUAUGGGUCAGUCAGAGUCAAUGUAGGAUCUAGAAAAUUAGGAGUUACAUAUUUUGGCUUCUUUCAGCUUUGAAUUCUGUAGUGUUUAUGACAUGAACAGAUUUGUGUGGGUAAUCUCUAGGGUGACAGUGAGUACUAGCCUGCCUCCUUCCCUGUUCUAGUUAUCCAGCCCACCCAGCAGAUUGUGUUCAGGGACAGGCUGUGUUUUUAGAAAUCCCUUAUUACUGAAGUUAAUAAUAAUAUAGUUAUAAAUAUGAAUGCCUGGAGGUGUCCAGAUGUGCCUUAACUAAUGUAAAUGGUUUUCAUUCAGAAGUUUAAAUUUUUACUCCAUUGUAAAAUCUUGUCAUGAGGAACUUUCCAAACCAUGAAUAUCAGUUAUUUUAAUGAAUUUACCUUGGUGCUUUUUCAUUUUGGAGAAAUUUCCCUUUGUGACAAUAGCAUUAGUUCAUAAGGAAGUGUACUUGCCACAGUGUUCAACAAUGUGUUAUAUUUGACAAAAAGUGUUUACGGUAAGAAAGAUUAACUACAUUGGUACAUUUAUUUAUGCUCUUGCUUGAUUUUGCUACAUGCUAUGAUUUUCAUUUUAAAUAUUUCUCAGUUACUACAAGCAAUAUUUAUCUGUAUUUUACUCUCUUCUUAGCUGCAGAUGGAUGCAGAAAAUGGAAUUCUAUUAGAGACUUAUUUAAAAGUUUAAUUCCAGUAAAUGGUCAGAGGAAUCUGAAAUUAAUUUUCUUAUUAGAAACAUUUAAAAAGCACUGUUUUUGCUUUUUUUUCCUAGAUUAGAAUGUUUUUUGUCAUCUGCUUUUUUCCUGAUCUGUUGAGAAUUAUUGUUUUAGUUAUUUGUGGGGAAAUCGCUUCUUAAUAUGUUUGUUGCUUGAAUUAAAGUUUUCAUAUGGAGGAUA